Messenger RNA from Talaromyces proteolyticus, 623 nucleotides. RefSeq names its product Sedlin. Gene Ontology annotation, biological process: endoplasmic reticulum to Golgi vesicle-mediated transport. NCBI's taxonomy places the organism in Eukaryota, Fungi, Ascomycota, Eurotiomycetes, Eurotiales, Trichocomaceae. The transcript has 3 exons. Bases 96 to 623 code for a protein of 175 amino acids. Gene Ontology annotation, cellular component: TRAPP complex; cytoplasm; nucleus. The record is from RefSeq and is a predicted model, not a curated record.
CUUGUAAUUAAUUACCCGCAGAACAAGCAUCUCACUCGAUUCACGAAUUUUAGAGACUGUCACUCGUUGGACCAGCUUGUCGCGCAAUUUGAACUAUGGCUCUUCCUUCAAUCGCCUGCGUUGCCUUUGUGGCAAAGAAUGACCAUCCUCUACAUAUCACAGUCUUCCCUCCGUUUGUCGAGUCUCGCCUCAGGUUUUCGUUUCUGAUAAAUUCGUCUCUUGAUAUUUUCGAUCUUCGCACCAAGGAUACAUUCAUAGACCAAGACUUAGGCCUCUUACAAGCUUUUGACGAAAACUUAGCAGUCUAUGGCUGGCUCACUAAUACCGGGGUCAAGAUCUUGAUUAUUGUCAAUCUUGCAGGUGGUCGAUUACCGCCGGAGCCAGAGAGACGCAAAGCCACCAGAGUCACAGGUAUCAAUGAUUCGGACUUGAAACCUGCUUUUCGAGCAUUGCAAACCGCAUACAUCAAACUACUACAAAACCCUUUUUACAGUCCAGACAGCCUCGGCUCCAAACCACAAGACUCCGCAUCAAAAGCCUCCAUAGGCAUCACAGACCAAAAAUUCAUUUCCGAGGUGAAACGGGUUGGCGAAAGUUGGUCUCCAGGUCUUUCUAGCAUCUAA